This is a messenger RNA of Mixia osmundae IAM 14324, 1062 nucleotides long. RefSeq lists its product as uncharacterized. Gene Ontology annotation, cellular component: peroxisomal matrix. The transcript is spliced from 3 exons. The record is from RefSeq and is a predicted model, not a curated record. The coding region runs from base 1 to 1062 and encodes 353 amino acids. Gene Ontology annotation, molecular function: fatty acyl-CoA hydrolase activity. NCBI's taxonomy places the organism in Eukaryota, Fungi, Basidiomycota, Mixiomycetes, Mixiales, Mixiaceae. Gene Ontology annotation, biological process: acyl-CoA metabolic process; fatty acid catabolic process.
AUGAACAAGCGGAACACGACAGAGGUCGAGCAUGCAGAGCUCUCGAACGAUCAGCCCGUCAGUACGAGUCAGAACAUCAGUGCGACGACAGCGGCAGAGGAGACACGCUCGCCCGAGACCAUCAGCGAGGCGCUCGAGCUCGAGACGAUAGAUACGAACCUGUUCAGGAGCAAGCGGCUCUGGAAGCCACUUGUCGGUAGAGGCGUGUUCGGUGGUCAGGUCAUCGCAAUGGCCGUCGUUGCCGCGACUGCCUCGGUUGAGCCGCUUAAGCACCUUCAUUCACUUCACGCAUACUUCUUGUCAUUCGGUAAUGCUGACAGGCCCAUCAUCUAUACCGUCGAUAGGUUGAGAGACGGCAAAUCGUAUGCCACUCGAUCCGUCAAGGCCAUUCAGGACGGCCGCUGCAUUUUCUCACUCACAUGUUCUUUCCAAGUGCCAGAGCCAAGCCAGCCCGUCUUCCAGAUUGGUCGACCCAAGCCAGAUCAAGUGGGUCGGACGGCGCCUCUGGAAGACUAUCCCCAGCCUGAAGAAUGUCAACCUAUCGAGUCGCGCUUCAUAGAGACCCUGGAACAGAAUCCCAACCUGCCCGUCAAGCUGAAAGCGUUUCUCGAGAAUGCGAUAGACGAACGUCAACACAGCGCCAUAGAGAUCAGGAUCGCCGACCCUGCUCGAGGAGGUCCGAUCGGGAUGGGCGUCAAGAGUCCGACUCAGGCCUAUUGGUUCCGUUCACGCACGCCAGCACUUCGCUUCCAUGCUGUUACGAGGAGCUCAAGAUCACAACAGGGCGUACUGGCCUACGCUUCUGAUUUCCAGCUCAUCUCGACCGCAGGCAACGCACUCGGACUGAGCGGAAGGAGCACACCUCGCUUGGCCAUGAUGGCCAGUCUCGACCACUCGAUGUACUUUUACAACGACUUUGAUUGCUCCGAAUGGCUGUUCUAUCACAUGGAAUGCCCCCGAGCCGCACACGGACGAGGUGUGGUGACCGGCCGCAUCUUUACACAAGACGGAAAGCUUGCCAUCGUUGUAGCUCAAGAGGGUGUUGUUCGUGCAAAUCUGUGA